Molecule: messenger RNA, 3432 nt
Organism: Peniophora sp. CBMAI 1063
Lineage: Eukaryota; Fungi; Basidiomycota; Agaricomycetes; Russulales; Peniophoraceae
Source: the annotation of a GenBank genome assembly
AUGGCCGCGACAACGAUGAUGUUCGGACCGGAGUGGAUGCGGACGAAGAGCACGCCGCGGACAGCGAACCCGCCCUCGCCGCCGCAGACGCCCGGGACGCCUGCGGAAAAGGCCGGAGAGGCGCCGCUGAACGCGUACGCGUAUUCGAAGGACGAAAUGCUGCGGAUCUAUAAAGAAGGUGGCGGACGGGGCGGGCUCGGGCUCGAGGUCGAGCGCUGGGAGGGCGUCGUCCGCCAGGUCGGAUCAGAGCCCGCAGCGCUCAAGGAGCCCACAGAGGCGGAGCGCAAGCUAUUCUCCGGGCCGUUGAACAGCGAGCUCCGGCGGCGGCAAUCGACGGAACAGUUCUCGCCGCUCGCCAUCGGCAUCGGCGGCGUCAAGCCGAACGGCGCGGUCGCAGGAUCGCCGAUGCGCGAGCGCUUCACGAACAUCGCCCGCCGCCGCGACUCGUCCGAUACUGGGACGAUGAACCUGCCGAUCCCGCGCAAACUGUCGCUCUCGGGCGCCCAGCUGGGAUCGCCGCGCGAAUCGGCGAUGCCCUCCCCGCGCCUUCGCGGCCCGCUCACGCCCGGCGGCAUCGACGGCGUGCUCUUCGGCGGCGACUCGUGGAUGGCCCGCCGGCGCGCGUCCGAGGCCGGCAAGGCGCUCCCCACGCCACGUGGCGACGACGGCGGCGAGAAGAUCAAGGAGGAGGACGAGACCGGCGCGGACAACAGCGACAACUGGCGCGCCAAAGCGCCGAAGAGCGCCGCUGACGCCGACGAUCCGGCUCCUGCUGCCAAAACUCCGGGUGCGGUCGAUAAUCAGCCCGUCGCCAACGGCAAUUCUGCGUCUGCUGCUGUACCCGCUAAGCCGCCCGGUCUACCUCUCGACGUCGCGGCCAUCGAAUGGCAGUACCUCGAUCCGCAGGGAAAUAUCCAAGGACCCUUCCGCGCGGACGUCAUGUCGCAGUGGCACAUCCAGGGAUACUUCACCCUGGACCUCCUCAUGAAGCGCGCGAGCAUCGACGCGGACUGGACACAGUUCGGCGUGCUCGUCCAGCGCCUCGGCACCCAAAACGUGUUCCUCACGCCGUUUGAUCCCAUACAGCCCACGCCGCCCGGCCUGCAGCCUGUCCCUACUCAACAACAGGCUCCCAAUAACUUUGCUGCCCCAUUCCAACCCGUACCACAACGUCAGACUCAGGUCUCGGCGCUCGAGGCGUACUAUAACCAGUCCCCGGCGUCGCACUCCCCCGCAUCGAGCUUCGGCGGCGGGCGGCUCGGCAAUAACUCGCCAGACCCAGCCGUCUUUGCCCGUGCUGGCGGUGGCGUCACCGACUCGCCGCGUGGCCCCCGCGCGGUCUUCGCGCAGGACACCCGUCGUCAACAAGCCAGCUUCGCACCGGAGCCGGGGUACGAGCAGAGCCUCGACCCCGUGUUUUCUGGGACGAAUAGGUUCGGGCAGCCCGUGCGCACGGCGAGUACGGACGGGUACGCGAUCGGGAGCACGCAGUUCGCGGCCGCUUCGCCCUGGGGCGCGCAGAACGGGCUGAAUAUCCGGACGAAUAGUCUUGAUUCGUAUGGGGCGCAGCAGCAGCAGCCGUAUGGAGGACAUGCGCAUCUGAACGACGCGGCGUCCGGCUUCGCGCAUUCGCCGCUGGCGCGCACGCCGGGCACGGGCACGGGUAUCGCAUCUGCCGCGGAUCCCUUUUUGCCGCGUGAGGUUGGACGACCGAGCCCGGCGCCGUUCGACGCGGCGCCGCAGCAGUUCACGCAGAGCCCGUCGCUGGGCUUCGCGCAGGCUCAGAGUCAUCAGGGCACGCCCGUGCAGAGUCAGGCUCAGGCGCGCUCCAAUGUAGUCGGCGGCGGACAGGGCGCACAAUGGAAUGCUCAGCAGCAGCCGAAGCCGUUCGACCCCUCCACGAACUUCCCGACGUCGCGCAACACCAUCUCACUGCGCGACCGCGACUCGUGGGCGCCGCCCGCGCCCGCCGCGCCGUCGCAGACGCAGCAGAGCACGCAGACGCAGGACGGGAAGAGCGCCGCGUGGUCGAGCACGGCGCAGAGCGUUGUCGAGGAGGGCUGGAGGGAGGUCCAGGGCCCGAAUAGUCUGACUGUGAGCAAUCUGGGCCAGCAUAAUUUGAUGCAGAUGAAGGAGGAGGCCGCGGCGAAGGCUGCUGCGGCGAGCGCGCUGGCGGUGGUUGAGACGCCGAGCGUGGAGAAGCCGAAGCUGGAGUUGCCUGUUGUUGCGAUGGCGAAGGAGGAGGUGGUUGGACAGGGGAAGGAGGCACCGAAGGAGAAGGAGGUGGCGAAGGAGGAGACGAAGAAGUCGAAGAAGAAAGCUGCUGCUACUCCUGCGCCUGCUCCCAUUCCAGAGCCGGUCGCCGAGCCGUCACCGUCGACGCCAGCGGAUUCGACUGCGCCGAAGGUGUGGGCUUCGGGCGCGGCGGGCGAGGAGAAGAAGAUGAGCCUGCGCGAGAUUCAGGAGGCCGAGACGAGGAGGCUGGAGGAGAAGAAGUUGGCCGAGCGCGAGCGGAGGCUGUUGCAGCAGACCGCACCCUCAGCCCAGACGACGAGCGCGGUCGACGCGGGCGAGCUGCAGCAGAUAUCCUGGGGCCUCCCCACGUCGAAAGUCGGCGCCGCGUCGACAGUCAAGCCUUCGAGCCCAGUCAAAGAGUCCAAGGACCAGGCCAAAGACGCCGUGCAGCCCGUGUGGGGCGCGGGCGCGAACGGCGCGGCGAAGAAGAAGAGCAUGAAGGAGAUCCAGGAGGAGGAGGAGAGGCGGAAGGCGAAAGAGGCGCGCGACGCGGCCGCGCGGAGCAAGAUGUACGCCGAGACGACGACCAAGGCCUCGCCGAGUCCUGCGCCUGUUACGGGUGGGGCGUGGACGACUGUCGGUGCGCCGGCCGCGAAGACCGUCGCGGCGGCUGUAGGUGGCACUUCGGCGCGCCCGGCGCCUGCGCCGGCUGUGGCGCGCAAGCCGGCUGCUGCUACGCCGGCACCUGCGCCAGCGCCCAGUCCGGUCGUUGUGAAGCCGGCUGUUACGCCUAAGCCGGCGCCGGCGCCGAAGGUUGAGGUCGCGCCUGCUGCGCCUAGUGCGGAGUUUAUGAAGUGGUUGAGCGAUAAUCUCAAGGCGUUGAGUAAUGGUGUCGAAUACGACGCGAUAGUCUCAAUGCUCCUCUCCUUCCCGCUCGACGUCGACCCCUCCACAUCCGAACUCAUCUCCGACCUCAUCUACGCCAACUCCGCCACGCUCGACGGCCGCCGUUUCGCCGCCGAGUUCGCGAGCCGCCGAAAGGCCGACGCGAUGCGGAAGUCUGCGGGUGGUGCGGGUGGUGCGGGCGGGGUGGCGAGUAUCGCUGAUAUUGUGAAGAGCACGCCGAAGAGCGCGCAGGGGAAUGAGUGGGGCGGGUUUAAGGUUGUUAAUAAGAAGAAGAAGGGUGGGAGGGCGUGA